AUGAGCGCCACGCUAUCCAGGCGCGUGGUAAGUCUCCCCCUCCCCGACCGACCCAUAUCCCCCACUGCCUCCCAACGAGUCACCCCCCUGCACACCUCAUUAACUCUUACCCCAACCCUCCAUAUCUCCCGCACCUCCCGCACCUCCCGCACAAUCCCCUCUCUGACCCUCCUCCCCCAUCUCUCGCAGCUCUCCAAAGACGACGAAUCCUCCAGCACCGACGCCGAGGUCACGCGCGAAGACCAAGACCGCAUCAACCGCUUCUCGUCGCUGCACAACCGCGUGCGCACCCUCGAGGAGCAACUCGCCGCCAAGAAGAAGGACAAAGAAGACCUCGAGGAGGUGGGCCAGGAGUUGGAAUUGGUGCUGGAUGAGGAUGAAUUGGUGCGGUACAAAGUCGGCGGCACGUUCUACUCGAUCCCCCUCGCGGAGGCGCAGGAGAUGCUGGGAACCGCGACCGAGGAGGCGGAUAAGGAGAUUGAGGCCCUGGACGACAAGGUCGGCGGCGUGCGCGACGAAAUGAACGGGCUGAAGGCGGAGCUGUAUGCGCGCUUUGGGAGGGGGAUUAACUUGGAGGCUUGA
Cyphellophora europaea CBS 101466 is the source of this 582-nucleotide messenger RNA. RefSeq lists its product as uncharacterized. The coding region runs from base 1 to 582 and encodes 193 amino acids. Gene Ontology annotation, cellular component: cytoplasm; prefoldin complex. The record is from RefSeq and is a predicted model, not a curated record. The transcript has 2 exons. Lineage: Eukaryota; Fungi; Ascomycota; Eurotiomycetes; Chaetothyriales; Cyphellophoraceae. Gene Ontology annotation, biological process: protein folding.